Messenger RNA from Schizophyllum commune H4-8, 2352 nucleotides. RefSeq names its product alpha/beta-hydrolase. The record is from RefSeq and is a predicted model, not a curated record. Bases 1 to 2130 code for a protein of 709 amino acids. The transcript is spliced from 10 exons. Lineage: Eukaryota; Fungi; Basidiomycota; Agaricomycetes; Agaricales; Schizophyllaceae.
AUGACCAUCGCCACCACAGCUCUAACUCUCGCGGCGCUUAUCGCGGCCAGCCCGUCGGUCAAUGAGCGCGCCACCUCCUCGACCAUCUCCUGGGCCUCCUGCACCACCCUCGACUGGCGCUACGCAAUUGGCGACCCGCUCAACAUCACGUGCGGCUUCUUCGAGGUGCCGAUGGAUUAUGGGGAUGCGAGUGUAGGUGCGUGCAAUGCGGACGCGUCUGUGGGUGCCUGGACGGUUUGGGGAUGCCGGUGCAGGUUCGUGCACGAGCGCAUGUGGUUUGGGGAGGAGGAGAAAGUGAGAGAGAGGUGGAGACGAGAAAGAGGGAGGGAGAAGUGGAGACAAGAGGGAGCAGUGCAGACGAGAGACAGAAGUGGACCGAAGGCGAGAACCCAAGCACUGAACCCACCCACAGGCACCGCCAAGCUCGCCGUCGCCCGCUACCCCGCCCAGGGCGAGCGGAAGGGGACGGUGUUCGUCAACCCAGGCGGGCCGGGCGGCUCCGGCGUCGCCUUUGUUUUGGGCUAUGGACCCGACCUGGCUGCGAUGGUCGGCGGCGGCUACGAUGCGAUGGACGGCGGCGGCUACGAUAUGGUGUCCUGGGACCCGCGCGGCGUGGGGCAUACCGAGCCGGGGGCGCCGGGAUGUUUGACCGACGAAGAGUGGAAUGAACUGUUCGAAGGGACUAUGGAAACGGAGGGUUUGGACAUCAGGGGCAACCUCUCGGACGGGGAUCAACUCACGGAGUUUUAUUCGCAUGUGGACGAGAUGGAGGCGAAGUAUCGGGCGCUGGGGCAGAAGUGUGCGGAGGCGGAUAGCGCGGCCAACCUCCCCUACCUCGGCACCGCCGCCGCGGCGCGCGACAUGGCCGCACUGGCCGACUACCUCGACCCGGGGGCGCAAGAGAUCAACUAUUGGGGCUUCUCGUACGGGAGCAUGUUGGGGUUUGUGUUUGUGAAUAUGUUCCCAGACCGCGUCGGUCACGUCGUCCUCGAUGGGUGUAUGAACCCGCUCCUGUACGCGAACAAGCCAACGACGGAGUACUUCCCUAACGACGUCGUCGACGCGGACGAGGCCUUCGAGGGCUUUACCACUGCGUGCGCGCUCGCGGGGCCGGGGAGCUGUGCGUUGGCGAAGAAUACCACGAAUUCGGGAAAGAAUGAGACGGACUCGAGCGAGGGUAUCAAGGAAAGGGUGCAGGGGAUGUUGGAUCUCGCCCACACCCUCGCCGCCUCCGGCGCGGACCUCAGCGACACCAUGACCUCCGCGCAGGCCCGCACCUACCUCUUCGAAGCCCUCGCGGAGCCGACGAGUUGGGCGAGCUUGGCGGGGUAUCUGGAGGCUUAUGGGGAGAAGUUGCAGGGGAUGGCGGCGAACUCCACAUCAGACAACUCGACUAGCACGACAAACUCCAGCGCGAGAAGCAAGGGGAGCUCGAGCAGCACGCCUGAGGCGCACGCGUCCUUCAAGCACCGCUGGCAGAUCCCCACCAGAUCUUUGGCCGAUAGCACCCCGUCCAAGCGGCAGGUCGCCCCGUCGAAGCGGCAGGUCGCCCCGUCCAAGCGCCAGGUUGCACCAUCCGAGCCGCACACCUACGAGUUCGAGGCCAUUUACUGCGGGGACGGCGUUGAUGCAGACACUGUUCCCGACUCCAGUUCACCUCCCAAUUUCGACAUGACCAUGCGCGGCGGCUUCGAGGCCAUCGCCUACGCCUCCACCAACGUGUCCGCCAUGUUCGGCCCCCAAUGGGGCGCGCAGGGCAAUCUGUGCUUCGCGUGGCCGGCGCGGGCGGUGGAGCGGUAUACGGGGCCGUGGGAUAAAGAGCUGAAGAAUAAGGUGUUGGUCAUUGGUACUACGGCCGACCCCGUCACCCCCUUCGAGAACGCGCAGCUCAUGGCCGACCUCCUGGGCGACAGCGCCGUGCUCGUAAGGCAAAACGGCUUCGGGCACGCGAGCCUCGCGGAGAAGUCGAGCUGCACGAUCGGGGUGGUGAGCCGGUAUUUCCAGGAUGGGGAGCUCCCGACGGGCGACGACACGGUGUGCGAGAUUGAUGAUAGCGUGGUGCUAUUCCCCGACUCCGACGUUACUCAGGCGCGCGUCAAAUCGGAGAUCCUGGCAGCGUCGGCGGUGUAGAUCUGUCUUCCUUCACGGACUGGUCAAUCUCGCACCGACGACAGUCACUGUGUGCCGCUCGUUCAAUGACAGACGCGAACAAUCGUUCUUCCUAACUUAUUACACGUACCUUCUGUCUUAGGGACUGGGAUCAGGGCUGAGCUGCAGGGAGAGGGAGAAUAUUCUAUGCUAUAGCUCGAAGCAGACAAAUGAUUAGGCUACAGAGAAUGGGAAUGAUGCAGA